UUCAGUUUGUUCCAAUAUGUCGACCAUCAAAAAGUGGCUGAAAGUAGUAUUCUCCGAGGAAUUUAGUAUCCACAGCUUGUCACUGAAGUUUCCAAAUGCCGAGUUGUUUUCAGAAUCACCGUGGUUCCCACCGGCGUUAUUCAUCAUUUACCGUCUCGUGUUGACGUCAUGCUGUGUGAUCUUCACAAUGGAAAGUAUUCUCAGCACUCCCAGUUAUCUGUGGCUGUUGCAGUUGGACAACUGGAGUAUUUCCGCAGUUUGUCUGUAUUUCGUCCUUUCCACUCUACUCCUCGUUUACCACACAAUUAAAACUUGGAAAGAUGACAAAAGAAGAGAAGAGGAGGAGAAAGCGAAACACGAGCACCACACGGAAAAGAGCCACUUGGCAGAGGAGGAACUGGGUGCAAGCGAAACAGACCUGCUUUGGGCGGCAAGCGAAGAUGGAGAGUCACACCAGGUAGAUUAUCACGAAGACAAACUUCCCUGUUACCACAAAGUAGUGUGGCUUUUGCAAACCAUGGCGGGAAAUAGCAUAUUGGUGGUCUCAUUUUGCUACCUGGUUCUGGAGGGGCAAUUGAACUCUUUAGUCCUUGCCAUGUACUUUACAUUCACUGCCUUCAUGAUCAUUGAGGCAAUAUUCAGCUUCGCACCAAUCAGGUUGCUGCAUGUUGUUUAUUCAUACAUUUUUACGCUAGCAUACGUCCUUGUUGUUGUUUUAUUUUACUUCAUAAUUACUGAUCCUAACAAUGCGCCUGAUGACCUGCCUCGAUUUGUAAAUAGGAUCCAUGAUCCAUUUUCUUCUGCAAUGGUAUUUCUCAUUCUAAUAAUUGGACAGCCUUUAUUUCAGUUGCUGUACUUUGCUAUCCAUAAACUUAAAUGCUUCGUGUAUAUUAAGUAUUACGGUUACUAAAUCAAUUGUUUUGUUCACUUAGAGGAUGAAAUACUAUGUUCGGCCUGUUUUGCCAUAGAUCAAGUAGUAUUUUUAUAUAUACAGAUCGUUAGAGUAAUGAAAUUAAAUAAAAGAUAGAUUAACUUUUAUUUCAUCGAUAUCUUCAUAUUAAAACAAUCUCAAAAUAAUAGUAUUUUGAUAGGAUUUUAUGAAAAGCAAAACCAAAACAAGCAAACGAACAAGCAAACAAAAACUUAAACACAAAGAAAUUUCCUCUGUCAACCACUAGUUCCAAGGUACAAUUGAAUAAUGGAAUCCCGUGAAUUGGAGCUCUUAUUGUUUCGAACCUUUCUAUUAUUCGAAGUAACUUUUUGCUCCUUUGGCAAACCAACAACAACAACGACAACAACAUAGGGUGAAAAUUCGAACCUUCCGAUUUUUUUCGAACCAGUUUCCAUUGUUUCCAAAAAUAGGUCUUCUACUGUACUUUAAUUAAGUGGAGAGAUACAGAUGUCCUUGAACUAAACCGAACCCUAUAACAGGCAAAUAAUGCCAUUUUAUUUCAUAGAAUAACUGAGCUACUACGCGCUCUCUCAUUGGCCGAUAGGUGUGUCUGUAUGAAAGUAUGUAAACACGGUUGUGACGUUUUAGAUUCGCGUGUAGUUUAGAGAAAUAUUUGAUAAAAGCAGUAGAGGACUAUUUUCCGCUUUUACAUAGCUUCAUCUAAACACUCGGGUGGUUGGGAGAAUUCUCGAAAGUUAUCCAAACUCUCGACUGCGUCUCUGGUUUGAAUAACUGUCUCGAAUUCUCCUAAACUCCGCCCCCUCCCCCUCCCCAUCGUGUAUGGAAGAGGCCAUGUAAAUGCGGAAAAAAAUAAUCUAUUGCUUAAAUAGAUAGUGCAACUGUAAAUAUAGGAUCCGAACCAGAUUCAUGUGCUGUAUUUGAUCGCGUUUCGUAAGGCUGGACCAAAAUUGCUGGCCUGAAGUAAGACGAAAAACGGUUUCUUCUUGAUAGAAAACAAUUUUCUGUUGUACCUUAAAAACAUUAUAUCUUCGUAAGCGUAUUGUAGCCUGCAGAACAGACGGAUUAGCGGGGCAGUGAGCGAGACGCGAUACACGAGCGCGAAGCGCGAGACGAAAAACGCUUCGCGCUCGUGAUCGCGUUCCGCGCUCGUGUAUCGCAUUUCGCUCUCUACCCCGCCAUUCCGUUUCUGCAGGCUAGCGUAUUAUAAAACUGAGACCUGGAAAUGCUAUUUUUCUGCACGGACUUAUUUGUAGUACAAUAACAAGAGGUUGUGAAACUUU
Orbicella faveolata is the source of this 2193-nucleotide messenger RNA. RefSeq lists its product as uncharacterized. NCBI's taxonomy places the organism in Eukaryota, Metazoa, Cnidaria, Anthozoa, Scleractinia, Merulinidae. Gene Ontology annotation, cellular component: membrane. The record is from RefSeq and is a predicted model, not a curated record.